UCCAAGGCCUCCUCUCUCCCUCUCUCUCUCUCGUGAUUCCUUCCUUUUCAACUUUUUCAGUUACUUUACUCUCUUUUUUUUCCCUCUCCUUUCCUUUCUUUGAUUCUCUCAUCAUACACACAGAUUCAAAGACGUGUGUGUAUAUAUAUAUAUAUAUAGGGUCGUGUGGAGAUUCAUGCAUUAUACCCACAGAGAUUGAGUAAUCAGAAUCAGGGUCGGAGGGGUCGGUUCUUGUUGUCUGAUUUGAUCAAAGACAAUCAUCUCUGUCUGUUUGGUUGCCGAGAAAAUCUGGGUUUGUUUUUUUUCUGGGUGGUAUGGCGAUUCAAGCGCAGUUGAAUUACGAUUCUCGGACUGCCAACAAUAUCGGGUUUCCGUUGAUCGGAGGCGGGUCGGAGUUUACGCCGAUGAAUAAUGCCGGAUUCGGACAAUCGUUCGUCAAUCUCCAGUCUCUCAAAAGCAUGAAUCAGCAAGCUCUGUAUCAUCAACAGUGCCAAUCCCAGAGCUUUUUCGCUGCCCACAUGGAGAAACAGAGGCAGGACAUCGAUCAUUUCAUCAGAUCGCAGAACGAGAGGUUGAGGUUCGUGUUGCAGGAUCAGAGGAAGCAGCAGACGGAGAUGAUCCUGAGAAAGAUGGAAGCGAAAGCUUCGUUUCUGAUCACGCAGAAGGACGAAGAGAUCGCGAGAGCUUCGAACAAGAAGAUGGAGCUCGAGGCUCUGUUGAGGAAGAUGGAGAUGGAGAAUCUGACGUGGCAGAGAAUGGCGCGAGAGAACGAAGCCAUGGUUGAGACGCUCAACAACACGCUCGAGAAGAUCAGGGAGAGAGCCUGUUAUCCCGCCGCGGCGGAGGCGGCGGAGGAUGAAGGGUCGUGCUGCGGCGGAGGAGAGAGUUUCCCGGCGGUGGACUGUUUGGACGGCGAGAAAAUGAUGAGCUGCAGGAAUUGUGGGAGUAGUAAUGGGGAAACGUGCGUUCUGAUUCUGCCAUGUAGGCAUCUCUGUUGCUGCACGAAAUGCGAAGCGAGUCUCGAUCUUUGUCCAGUUUGUAAAACCCCCAAGAAAGCCACCAUUGAGGCCUUGAUUUUCUAGGAAAAGCUUCUAAAAUCGUAUAAUUUUCCCGAGAAAAUUUUCUA
Messenger RNA from Tarenaya hassleriana, 1126 nucleotides. Its product is annotated as probable BOI-related E3 ubiquitin-protein ligase 3. Bases 315 to 1082 code for a protein of 255 amino acids. Gene Ontology annotation, molecular function: ubiquitin-protein transferase activity. The record is from RefSeq and is a predicted model, not a curated record. The transcript is spliced from 2 exons. Lineage: Eukaryota; Viridiplantae; Streptophyta; Magnoliopsida; Brassicales; Cleomaceae.